GUGACAUAUAUGCCAAUGGUCAGGUGCUUAUAUACCUCAGCCUUUCUCCGCAUCUGCACACCUUCUCUCACAGCCAGACUGGUCAUACAAACGAACGUUUAUCGACCUGGAGGAACAUCAUGAGGACUAUUGCUGUCGUGUUAGCGGUGUUUGCCGCGGCCGUGUAUGCCCAGACCCCAACUGCCCCAAGCCCUGUAACCAAUUCUCCACUUGGGGGUAAACAGGCAUCCAGCAACAACAACAACAACAGCAACAACAACAACAACAUGAACACCAACACCAUGAAUACUCCUGCGGAUACCAACAUGAUGAGCAACAAUCUAAACAACAGGAUGAACAGCGUCCAUAACAACAUGAUGAACAACGGUCUCAAUAACAUGGUGAACAACGGUCUCAAUAACAUGAUGAACAACGGUCUCAAUAACAUGGUGAACAACGGUCUCAAUAACAUGAUGAACAAAGCUCAUUCUAACGGCCCGUUUGCUCAUUUCCAAAACCAAAUGUUUAGGAACUUGAACAACAAUAACAACAACAACAACAACAUGCAGAAUACCGCGAUGGCCGCCUUCCCCCAAAACAACAAUGUUCACCAAAACCAGGGAAAAAGCCAACAUUCACAGUCAGCAUUUAACUUCUUGCCAUUCAUGUUCGGCAAUGAUAGAGUCAACCAGAUGGCGAUGCUCUCGUUGAUGUCGAAUCCCUCCUCCACCAGUAACAUGCUGCCUUUCCUGGCAUUGGGAGGGGGCAACGAAAACAUGAUCCGCCUCAUGAUGCUCGGCAACGCCAUGAAUCAACGCAAGGGAGGUCAUGGUCAGGGAUUCAACCCCUACGCCAUGCUCGCUUUUAACGGAAAUGACAUGAUGCAGAAGCUCUUCCCAAUGAUGAUGCUGCUGAACCAGAACGGUCAGCAGGGAGCUACCUCCACCACCGCAGCCUCACCUGGAGCGACUACUACUGCGGCCGAACCACAGGGAGCUAAUAAUGGAUUUCUGAAUCUUAUGAUGAUGAACAAUAUGAUGUAAAUGUUGUUGGUUUGUCACACGGUGGUAUUGAGAUCUUCAAUAACGCUUCUUUGCUUGAUUUACAUGAUGGGAAUAAAACAAGUACCUAUGUA
Messenger RNA from Haliotis rufescens (red abalone), 1114 nucleotides. RefSeq lists its product as uncharacterized. The transcript is spliced from 3 exons. NCBI's taxonomy places the organism in Eukaryota, Metazoa, Mollusca, Gastropoda, Lepetellida, Haliotidae. The record is from RefSeq and is a predicted model, not a curated record. The coding region runs from base 120 to 1022 and encodes 300 amino acids.